GUCACAUGAUAUAUUCAAGUUCAAUUUUCUCACAUAUUUUCAAUAAAUUUCAAUUUAUAUCUAAUUUACGAAAAGUUUAAAGUUGUCUUAAGUUAAUUUUUUAUAGUUUUUCGAAGUUAAAAGUGAAUUUUUAAAAUGGUUGAUUGUGUUCAAAUUAUGAGAGAAAAUUCUCAAGCUUUUCUUUACAAUUUAAAAACAACGGAUUUCACUUUGAAACAUGGGACCAAAGGAUUUCUACAAGAAAAUGAUGGCUCCAUAUUGUGUUUAGAAACUGGAGAUGUUGAUGUAACUAGAGUUUUAUUAGCCCAAGUUUUAAUAAACUUCAAAACGGAUACCAUUUUAAAAGAAAAGUUAAACGAAAUUAUUUUCACUAAUUUCAAUAGUUUUAUUAAAUUGACUGCAGAAGAAAAUAAAAAAUUUUUGAAAAAUUUCCCUGAAUUGUUAGUUUGUAUUUUGGAUAAUAAAGAACAAUUAUUAAAUCAACAAUCUCAUAUAUUGGAAUCUUGGAUAAACAUUAUCAAAGAGAAUGGUAGAAAAAUCAUAUUCAUUAUGAAAAAUUCAAAACAUAUGGAAAAAACUAUGAUGAAUAAUGAAAUGACGAAUAUUUUUACAUUAAAAUUAAAUGAAUUGUGGAAAAAAAAUGAGAUAUUAUUGACCAAUAAUGAAGCCCUUUGUGAGAUUGAAAAUAAUUUAGUGAACAUUGAAUCAACUUCAGCAAGAGCCUUGGAUGAGUGCACGGAUAUUAAUUUAAAGGAAGUAGAAUCAACUGCAAAAACUUUAUCACAUGAUGAAGCAACAACAAAAGAUGCAGAUUUCAAAAUUUUUUUACAAUCACUCGGUUUAAAACAAUUGGAUGCUAUAGAUGAAAAUGGCAAUACUCAAUUACAUUUGGCAGCUCGAGAUGGAAAAAGAAAAAUUGUUGAAUUACUUUUAGUUCAUGAUGGAGCGAAAAAAGAUAUAAAAAAUAAUGAUGGUAAAACAUCUCUUCAUUAUGCAGCUGAAAAUGGCAGAAGUGCAAUUGUUCAUCUGUUGCUUGAAAACGGAUUUAAUGUAAAUGCCACUGACAAAUAUCGAAACACUCCACUUCAUUACGCAAGUUCAAACCAUAAUGACACCCAUUUGAUAGAAAUUCUUUUAAAAUUUGGUGCUGAAAUAGAAAGAAAAGAUAAGUUUGGUCGAACAGCUCUUCAUUUUGCAUCUCAGAAUGGUCACAGUGCAGUAGUAAAUUCAUUGCUGAAAAAUAGCGCCGAUUUAAAUGUUCUAGAGAAUAAUGGAGAUACACCUUUGCACUACGCCACAUCAAACAAUAAACCAGAAGUUGUUCUAUUACUUCUAGAACACGGCGCCCUUUUGAACAUUGAAAAUAAACAGCAACAAAAUGUUCUUAAUUUAACCAAAAAAUUGAAGAGAACCAAGAGAACUAGAAUAAUCCAAAUAUUAGAAAAUCAUGUCAUAACAAAAUAAAUGAUGUCAAGGAUGUUAAAAAUCUUCAGGCAAAAGUGGAUAACAGAAUAGAGAACAACGAAAAAUUAUUAGCACUUCUAUUCCCAUUUCGAUCAAGAAUCAAACAAACUUCAUUAUGUUUUUUUGUUUCAAUUUUUUUUAUAAUUUCUAAAUAUAGGUAUGAUGUUUCUAUUUCUAUAAUUCUCGUGUUAUUUGUAAUUUUCAGUCAGAGCGAAUUCCAUUGGUUGAAAACAAUCAGAAAACUAGUUUCAACAGUCUCGUUUCAACCAAUGAAAUUUUUUGAACUGCUUGAAAAAAUUCUAGAAUUUCUUACUCAAAAAAAGACAACACUAUUUAUCUAUGGAGAUUUUAAUGUGGAUUUGCUCUCAGUUGAUCAGGCUUCACUUGAGUUUGUGCAACUGUUAAACUCUUAUGGUCUAAAAAUACUAAUUGACAAACCAACUAGAAUAUCAAAAACAAUAAAAAGCAGCUGCUUAGAUCUUAGAUAACUGUAUCACCAACACAGAAAUUGAACCCCUUUUGGUCACUAUGGGAUCAGUGUUGCCAGGUUGCUUUCAUAAAGAGUAAUAGGUUCGUCUUAAAAAUGGUAAUAGAUUUUUUUUCAGCUGGCGCCAUAUAUGGGAGUUCAUGUAACCUUUUUUUUUAUCAUUAAUAAAUAUCUAAUAUUUGAGAUUGACUUUUGAUAGUGUUAUUCUUCUAUAAAAAAUAAAACUCGUGAUUCUUAAAAAAAAAAUUAUUGAGCAUAGCUUAAAAUGACAUUUUUACAUGUGAAACCGUCAUUUUAAGAUAUAGUUAUUGUUGAACCUCCCUUAAUAUGG
Messenger RNA from Ceutorhynchus assimilis (cabbage seed weevil), 2282 nucleotides. The record is from the annotation of a GenBank genome assembly. Lineage: Eukaryota; Metazoa; Arthropoda; Insecta; Coleoptera; Curculionidae.